GAAGAAGAAGAAGAAGAAGAAGAAGAAGAAGUGACGUAGCCCCUCUCUGCUGCUGCUAUUGGCUGGUUAGAGUUAGUUAGGGCUGCUGUCAUUGGCUACUGCUGUGCUCUUCGUCCAGCUGAAGCAGGGAGUCUCCUCUCCGACUCCUCGGUGAUCAUAAAUAACUCAACAUCCCGAAGAGAAACGACGUUUCAAAGUUCACCGAGCUGGAUUUCACUGCUGAUCCCAUUAUACCACCGAAGAAGAACAGGAGGACUGCUGAUCCUAUUAACACAGCUGAAGAAGAACAGGAGGACUGCUGAUCCUAUUAUACCACCGAAGAAGAACAGGACUGCUGAUCCUAUUAUACCACCGAAGAAGAACAGGAGGACUGCUGAUCCUAUUAACACCACUGAAGAAGAACAGGAGGACUGCUGAUCCUAUUAUACCACCGAAGAAGAACAGGAGGACUGCUGAGCCCAUUAACACCACCGAAGAAGAACAGGAGGACUGCUGAUCCUAUUGACACCACCGAAGAAGAACAGGAGGAGACAGACAGACAGGCAGGCAGGCCUGCAGGUCCAGAUGGGGAACAGUGCUUUAAAGUCUCACUUGGAAACAUCUCAGAAGACCGGAGUAUUCCAGCUGACAGCGAAGGGACUCCAGGAGUUUCCAGAGGAGCUGCAGAGACUCACUGCAAACCUGCGGACCGUGGAUCUGUCGGGGAAUAAGAUCGAGGUUGUCCCAGCGUCUGUUGGAAACUUCCUGCUGCUUAAGAGUCUCACGCUGAACUCCAACAGACUUACCAGCAUCCCCAGUGAGCUCUCUAAGCUGAAAAAGCUGGAGACUUUGAGCCUGAAUGGGAACCGGAUCCAGCAAAUUCCCUCCAGCCUGGGCCAGAUCAAAGCUCUGCGGACCCUCAGCCUUUCAGGAAACCAAAUCUCAGAAUUUCCCUCCGGACUUGGAAACCUGAGGCAUCUGGACCUUCUGGACUUGUCCCACAACAAGAUUCAGACCGUCCCCUCAGAGGUGUCAGAGCUGCAGGCCAUUGAGAUCAACUUCAACCAGAACCAGAUCUCUGUGCUGUCGGCAGAGGUCGCCCGAUGCCCCCGUCUGAAGGUCCUUCGUCUGGAGGAGAACUGUCUAGAGCUGUCUGCCAUCCCUGACUGCAUCCUGAAGGACUCCCAGGUGUCUUUAAUCACAGUGGAGGGAAACCUGUUUGAGGGGAAGAGUCUCAGAGACCUGGACGGCUAUGACAAGUACAUGGAGCGGUUCACGGCCACCAAGAAGAAGUUCUCCUGAAGACUCUCAUCAGCAGGUCAGAACUAUCAAAGCCCCCCCAGGAGACAGAGUCAGAAGAGAUCCCGCCCACCAACGCCGCUGUUUCUUCUUCUGAUGCUCAAAUGUAAAAUGUCCCUCAGCCAGGACCCGCCCCCAAAACAUGAACACCUAGACCUCCAGAUCCAGUGUGAUCCCCACACAACUUCAGACAGACAGACAGACAGACAGACAGACAGGCAGACAGACAGACAGACAGACAAACAGGUAGACAGACAGGCAGACAGACAGACAGACAGACAGACAGGCAGACAAACAG
Messenger RNA from Notolabrus celidotus (New Zealand spotty), 1576 nucleotides. It is a transcript of the gene lrrc57, whose product is annotated as leucine rich repeat containing 57. Gene Ontology annotation, molecular function: protein binding. Bases 565 to 1281 code for a protein of 238 amino acids. NCBI's taxonomy places the organism in Eukaryota, Metazoa, Chordata, Actinopteri, Labriformes, Labridae. The transcript is spliced from 6 exons. The record is from RefSeq and is a predicted model, not a curated record.